Messenger RNA from Quercus lobata, 1390 nucleotides. Its product is annotated as cysteine synthase-like. Bases 36 to 1007 code for a protein of 323 amino acids. The transcript is spliced from 11 exons. The record is from RefSeq and is a predicted model, not a curated record. Gene Ontology annotation, molecular function: cysteine synthase activity. Lineage: Eukaryota; Viridiplantae; Streptophyta; Magnoliopsida; Fagales; Fagaceae.
AGUGUUUGGGAUCAUAGUAUUUUUAAGACGAUAACAUGGAAGACAAGUGUGGAAUCAAGAAAGAUGUUACAGAAUUGAUAGGCAAUACCCCAAUGGUAUAUCUCAAUAAUGUUGUGGAUGGUUGUGUUGCCCGUGUAGCUGCCAAGCUUGAGAUGAUGCAACCAUGUUCCAAUAUUAAAGAUAGGGUUGCAUAUAGUAUGAUCCAAGAUGCAGAGGAUAAGGGUCUGAUCACACCCGGGAAGACUGUUCUCAUGGAGAUAACAGGUGGCAAUACUGGAAUUGGGUUGGCUUUCAUUGCAGCCAUCAAGGGUUACAGGCUAAUCCUUAUCAUGCCAGCUUCAUAUAGCCUUGAGAGAAGAAUUGUGUCCCUAGCUUUUGGAGCUGAGUUGUACCUCACAGAUCCUGACAAGGGCCAUGAAGAAGCACUUAAGAAGGCUGACGAGCUCUUAGGCAAAAUCCCUAAUAGUUAUCUGUUAAAACAAUUUGAAAAUCCUGCCAACCCAAGGAUCCAUUAUGAAACCACUGGCCCAGAGAUAUGGAGAGAUUCAGCACAAAAAGUUGAUGUUCUAGUUGCAGGGAUAGGUACUGGGGGUACAAUAACUGGUGCAGGGAAUUUCCUCAAGGAGAAAAACCCAGAGAUAGAGGUGUAUGGGGUAGAACCAGUUGAAAGUGCCCUCUUGAAUGGAGGACAACAUGGCAAGCAUCUGAUUCAAGGAAUUGGUGCUGGUUUUAUCUCUGCUGUUCUGGAUGCCAAUGUGCUUGAUGAAGUUAUUCAAGUAUCUAGUGAGGAAGCUAUUGAAACUGCUAAGCUGCUUGCCCUGAAGGAAGGUUUGCUGGUGGGGAUUUCAUCUGGUGCUGCAGCAGCAGCUGCUAUAAAGGUGGGAAAGAGGCCUGAAAAUGCUGGGAAACUCAUUGUCGUGAUUUUCCCCAGCUAUGGGGAGCGUUAUUUGUCUACUGCACUCUUUGAUUCCAUUAGACAUGAGGCGGAAAAUAUGACUUUUGACUGAUGUUUUCAUUAAAUAAUAACUAAUGUCUCCACAAAGAUGAAGUCUGAUGAAUUUGAGAGAUUAUCUUCGUAGUCUCUGUUUUGAAGAUAUACCAGUAAAGAAAAAAAAAACAUGAUACUAUACAUUGUUGACUCUUAUAUUUAAACCUUUCUUUGUGCUCAGAAAGCACGUGGAAAGGCUCAAAUAGGAUGGCAAUUUAAUUUAAACACAUGUAGUUUAUUAUUUGCAAUUUAAAUUACACCCCAUCUGCCUUUCCACUUGUGAAGAACUUCGAUCUCUGGAUGGUGUACUCCUCAGGUGGAUGUAAUUUGUACAAGUCUAACAUAUAAAAUUAUGUAAUCUGUACCAAGUCCAACAUAUUAAAUGUCUUCCAAAUUUCUUUA